This is a messenger RNA of Aaosphaeria arxii CBS 175.79, 2101 nucleotides long. RefSeq names its product MFS general substrate transporter. The transcript is spliced from 3 exons. The record is from RefSeq and is a predicted model, not a curated record. Gene Ontology annotation, molecular function: pantothenate transmembrane transporter activity. The coding region runs from base 491 to 1939 and encodes 482 amino acids. Gene Ontology annotation, biological process: pantothenate import across plasma membrane. Gene Ontology annotation, cellular component: plasma membrane. NCBI's taxonomy places the organism in Eukaryota, Fungi, Ascomycota, Dothideomycetes, Pleosporales.
GCAGGUAGUCUUGGAAAUCUCCAUGGUGAACUUGUCCAAGGGAUUUAAGAAGGUUGCGAAGGUUACGUGGAACGAGGUUGUUCAGCGGCAGCUUGUCGGGCUUUUCCGAUGACACAAGGGGAGCUCAAAGCAGUAAGAGAUGAACAUGAGAACACCACGCUCAAUGCCGACACAGAGAUAAACGCGUGGGUUAAAGCGCUAUCAUCCGUUACCGUUGCUAGUUUGACACCAACCUCCUAAAAACCGGUCCUGAUGCGGGGUGUAGUCGCACUGAUCCGAUUAAAGGCCCCUUUUGCAACUUGGCGUCUACCGCCAAUCCCUUGACGAAUAGUUGGACAUAUCUGGGGUAAGAGGGUCGAUCGCUUAUUUAGUUCUCUCGAAAUCCUCUACGUUCCUCUUUGAUGCUGCACUGUGUUGCUGACAGGGUCGUGUUCUCGUGCAUGCUACCCACAUCGACGUUGGCAUAUCGCAGAAUCUGGCACUAGCAAAAAUGUUUUUCUUCUCAAAGCUUCGCGAGAUCGUAUGGGGCAAGCCAGCUGCCACCAAGGCUGAGCGGCGCCUGGUGCUCAAGCUUGAUCUCGUCAUUCUCACUUUUUGCUGUCUUAUGUACUGGGUCAAUUAUCUUGAUCGCAUGAACCUCAACAAUGCCUAUGUCAGCGGCAUGAAAGAGGAUCUCAACUUCCACGGAACCCAGCUGAACGUUAUCAACACAAUCUUCUAUGGCGGAUACGUUCUAGGCCAGAUACCCAACAAUCUUGCCCUUCAGAAACUGCAACCUCGUCUCUAUUUUCCAGGAUGCAUGAUUGCAUGGGGAUUGCUGACGCUUGGAACUGGCUUCACGCAUCAUCCAUGGGAGAUCAUGGUUAUUAGGUUUUUCCAGGCCAUCUUUGAGGCCUCUACUUUCGUUGGGUGCCACUACAUUCUUGGUAGUUGGUAUAAAGAGGAGGAGCUAGGCAAACGAACUGCAAUUUUCACGAGCUCUGGCUUGGUCGGGACGAUGUUCUCUGGAUUCCUGCAAGGAGGAAUUCACUCAACUCUCGAUGGAAAGGCUGGCCUUCCAGGAUGGAGAUGGCUCUUCGUCAUUGACUUCUGCAUUACUUUUCCAAUUGCUAUCUUUGGCUAUCUGGUCUUCCCCGAUACUCCCUCGUCAACUCGGGCGAAAUGGCUCACGCCUGAAGAGAAGAAACUCGCUAUCGAACGGCUCCCUGAAGUUUCCAAGGAGCGCGGCAACGUCGGAUGGAGCGUCAUUACCCGUGUCAUGGGCACAUGGCAUUUCUGGGGAUUCAUCCUGAUCUGGACAUUUGCGAGUAACACCGAAAUGUUCUCUACCAACGCGAUCAUGAAUCUGUGGCUCAAGAGCACCGGAGAUUACAGCGUGUCACAAGUCAACUACAUCCCGACUGGUGUGGCUGCUGUCGGUGUGGUUGCUACUCUCACAUUGGGCUGGUACUCCGAUUUCACGAAGGGACACUGGCAUACCGGUAUCAUAUUGUCAUUCACGGCAAUCAUCUCUGGUGCAAUCAUGUUGAACCCACCAACUCGAGGAGCGAAAUUCUUCGCGCUUUUCUUCAACGGUUGCCAAUAUGCCAGCCAGACAACGAUGUUCGCCUGGGCCAACUCUCUUCUCAGAGAUGACGACGCUAAAAGAGCUGUCGUACUCGCCGCGAUGAACACGCUUGCCAUUGCUGUCUACAUGUUCUGGUCUCUUAUAUUCUAUAACGCAGCCCAAGCGCCCAAAUGGUAUAAGGGUAGCAUUGCCAUGAUCUGCAUGGGAAUCGCAUUUUUCCUCAAUACUCUUGUUCUCCGAUGGCUGCAGAGAAGGGACGAGAAGAGGGGGAUCACGAAUGGAGCCGAGCCGCCAGUCUCCAGGGACAAGGACGAAGAAUUGCAAACUCCGAUCGAGAAGGAUGAACACCAUGCUGGGAAGCAGUCGGUAUGAGCUUUUUGAUAGGGCCAAUUUUGGGUGCUAUAGAACAGGUAUAAUCGAGUAAUAGGGGUUACGGGACGGACCGUGACUUAACGCCUCGCUGUAAUCUGCAAUGUACGAUCCGUGUUGCAAAUAUGUGAUCUGCAAGCAAAUACUCCUGAAAUGAUCAAGGAG